This is a messenger RNA of Penicillium longicatenatum, 330 nucleotides long. RefSeq names its product CVNH domain-containing protein. The transcript has 2 exons. The record is from RefSeq and is a predicted model, not a curated record. The coding region runs from base 1 to 330 and encodes 109 amino acids. NCBI's taxonomy places the organism in Eukaryota, Fungi, Ascomycota, Eurotiomycetes, Eurotiales, Aspergillaceae.
AUGGGUUUCCACAAAUCAUCCAUGGACAUCGAGCUCAAGAACGGGCAUGUCCUCACCGCAUACUGCCGUCGUCCUUCGGGAGAAGCCUCAUAUUCUGAGCUGAAUCUCGAUGAUUUCUUGGGUGCAAAGAGAGGUAAAUUUGCCUGGAGCGCUGAGGGCUUCUCUGACCAUGCGUCUGGUGUCAAGCUCAAACUCGAGGGUCCAACCCAUGAGCCCAUGCUUCAUGCCGCGCUGGAUGACGAUGAAGGUGGUAAGCACAUGGACGUUGUGAACCUGGCGGACUGUAUCAAGAAUGAGAAUGGACGACUCCGUUAUAUGGAUUGUUUCUAG